Polistes dominula (European paper wasp) is the source of this 3979-nucleotide messenger RNA. It is a transcript of the gene Adcy2, whose product is annotated as adenylate cyclase type 2 Ac76E. Gene Ontology annotation, biological process: cAMP biosynthetic process; intracellular signal transduction; adenylate cyclase-inhibiting G protein-coupled receptor signaling pathway. Gene Ontology annotation, cellular component: plasma membrane. Gene Ontology annotation, molecular function: adenylate cyclase activity. The record is from RefSeq and is a predicted model, not a curated record. Lineage: Eukaryota; Metazoa; Arthropoda; Insecta; Hymenoptera; Vespidae.
AUAGAUAAAUAUAGAAACAAGUUAGAUCGUUAUGAAGAUAAUUAAUAAAAAUUUAUCUAAAGUUUCGAUUAAACGUUCAUCGUGUUGUUUAUUUGCAAUAAUUCGAUUCUUUUGUUCGUUUUUUUACGAUCACGAUCGAUAAAGUUCAUAAAUAUUGUAAGAAUAAUAUCGUUUGGUUACGUUUGUGAUUGAAUCUAUCAACGACGGAUCAUGUAAUCAUCAGUAAGAAAAAUCUACGAUAAAAUUUGAAAUAUCGUCUCUACGAGGUUUAUAGAAGAUUUUCUAUUAAAAAGAAAAUAAGAUUUUUAUUUGGAUCGAAGCCAGAUUUAAAUUGUUCAGACGACAUGGAGGAGGAAGAAAAUCCUGGUACAACGACCAACGAUAACGGAGUCGAACAACUUCAAUUACUUCGUGACAAAUAUGAAGGAAAAUUAACCACUUCCCUUUACACAGGGACACUUUUCGUUGCUGCAGUUGCUUCGAUUUUAGCCCUUGGUGCUAUUUGUUUAUCCAAUUAUCAGGAUUUCUCUCACAUAGUAAUACCGGUAUCAACGUUAUCAGUGAUGUUAGUAUCAUCGUUGACUCUAUUGGUGAUCUCCCAAUUACCUUCUACGUUAACAUCAGCAAGAACUAGAUUUCUCGUGGGACAACUAUCAUCUGUUAUACUUGGUUUUGGUAUCCUGAUACUUGGCGGUGCUAUUCCAAUGUUUGCUUGUAUCCUUUCGAUUACGGCAGCCCUACCAAGGAUUAAAAAAAGACUCAGACCAACCAUUGGACCUUUUAUCCUUGCCAUCAUGCACGUUGGACAAAGAUUUAUCUUUGAGAAAGAAUUAAUUGAUCAUAAAAUCAGUCAAAUAAUAAGUGAAGGUAUAUUGAUGCUUACUGCAAUCCUGGCAGGACUAUACUACAGGUUUCUAACAGCAACAGCAAAUAAAAGGACCUUUGCUGGUACAAGAACGGUGAUCGAAUCUCGGAUAAAAUUAGAAUGUGAAAGAGAACAGCAGGAACAAUUAUUGCUAAGCGUUAUUCCGGCCUACAUAGCUGCCGAGGACAAUCAAUGCAUGAGAAUCAAGAUAUUAGGAGAUUGUUAUUAUUGUGUCUCCGGAUUACCAGUUUCCCGACCUAAUCAUGCAUAUAAUUGCGUCAAUAUGGGCCUGCAAAUGAUAGACGCCAUUAGAUUUGUACGAGAAGCAACUGGAUUUAACGUUGAUAUGAGAAUUGGAAUUCACACUGGAAAUGUUCUCUGCGGUGUUCUUGGACUUCGCAAAUGGCAAUUCGAUGUUUGGAGUGACGACGUUACUCUGGCUAAUCACAUGGAAAGUGGUGGUCUUCCUGGGAGGGUCCACAUAACAAAAGCCACCCUUCUUCAGCUUGGUGAUCGUUUUGAGGUCGAACCAGGGGAUGGUGGAUCACGUGAGAAUUAUCUGGCCCAGCACAAAGUAGAAACCUUUCUUAUAAUCCCGCCUAAGAAAAACAACGAAGAAAACGGACUAGAAAAUGGUGGCAAUAAUAUACGUGGACCUGGACCUGUUCCCACGAGAUCCAGACCUAGCAGUAAAAUGACCAAAUACGUUGAAUGCUGGGGUGCCGAUAAACCUUUUGCAAAUAUCGCUGAAACAACUUUAGCCAAAAAUAUCGGAUUAACGAGCAUCGCUAUGAUCGAAUCUAAUCUUAUAGCAAACAAUACCAAUUGUUUCGAUAUCAAGCAAUGGUGCGGUGGUAGCGAAGAUAUUUUACCUUUCACCUAUUGGUUCAAAGACAAACAUCAAGAACUUCAAUACAGAGAACAAAAAGAUGAACAAUAUCCUUGGUAUCUUAUUGCAUCGAGCAUCUUUUAUACAUCUAUGUUUUCUAUUCAAGUAAUUUACAUGCGAAGGAGUAUCACCGUUUAUGGAUGUUUCUCAGCUGGUUUGGUAUCUUUAUUAAUAAUCGCUGGAAUUUCUUGGUUCGCUCGUAAAACAAGAUGCGAGAGCGAAUUAGAUGCUCCAGGGCAAGUUGCAUUUUGUCGUGGAAUGAGAAUGACUGUUUAUUUUAUCACAGCAUCUUUGGCAACUGCUUCAUCUGUUAUCAGUUUAAUCGAUGUUGAUAAUUCUUAUCAAGACGCACCGUUAUAUGUAUAUUCGGCAACAAUCGCAUUAGUCGUCAGUUGGACUCAUUUAAGAGUUGGUUUUCUUCUAAAACUCACAGUUAUGUUAAUCUCAAUCUUCAUAAUAUUAUUAACUUUAUCUCAAGCUCCAAUUAUAGAACUUUAUUAUGCAAAACACGAAAUCGAAUUUAAAGGCCUAAAUUACUUGCUGAAAAUAGGAUACUUAUUAUUAUUGGUGGCAUUAGUACUUCAUGUAUUAGAUAGACAAGUUGAGUACACAUCGAGAACAGAUUUUCUUUGGAAAAGUAAACUCAAAGUUGAACAAGAUGAUGUUGAAACUAUGAGAGGAAUCAAUAAGAUUCUUUUGGAAAAUAUACUACCUGCACAUGUGGCUGAUCAUUUUCUAGCUACUAGAACAACACAGGAACUCUAUCACGAAAGAUACAGUAGUAUAGCAGUAAUGUUUGCAUCUAUACCCAAUUAUAAAGAAUUUUACGACGAGACUGAUAUAAAUAAACAAGGUCUAGAAUGUCUAAGAUUAUUAAAUGAAAUCAUUUGCGAUUUCGAUAUGCUUUUAUUGAAACCUAAAUAUUCUGGUAUUGAGAAGAUUAAAACUAUUGGAAGUACUUACAUGUUGGCAUCCGGAUUGAGUCCUGGAAAAGAAAAUACUGAAGCUAAGGAUCCAUUACAACAACAAGAUCACAACGUGAUAGUUCUUGUCGAAUUUGCCAUUGCAUUGAUGACAAUUCUUGAUCAGAUUAAUAGAGAAUCUUUUCAGAGAUUUAAAUUGAGAAUAGGUCUCAAUCAUGGCCCGGUGAUAGCAGGUGUUGUAGGAGCACAGAAACCCCAAUAUGACAUUUGGGGAAACACAGUAAAUGUGGCAUCAAGAAUGGAUAGUUGUGGUGAGAUGGGAAAACUUCAAGUUACCGAAGACACAGCUAAAAUAUUAAUUGCAGCAGGAUAUGAAUUAGUUUGUCGUGGGCCUACCUUUGUUAAGGGCAAAGGAACAUUGACAACAUAUUUCGUCAAGACACCGUUCGAUAAUAAAGAGGACAAUUACUGAGUACCUGAUGAUUUUUCUCUCUAUCAUUUCAAUUAUGGUGACAUCAACGCGUGCGAGAGAAGGUGUGAGAUAAAAUUAAAAAAAAAUUUACGACCUCGUUGUGAUGAUUAUUAUUUCAAUUGAAGAUCAACAAAUAAUUCUAUACAUUUUGUUCUCUAAUUGGAAACAAUGUUUUAAUCGUUAAAAAAAAGAAUGGAAAAAGAAAAAGAAAAAGAAGAAAAAAAAUACGAAAAAUAGAUAAUGCUUGAUCUAUGUUUCCUUCGUACUCUCGAAUUCAUAAUCCGUGUAAAUAAGAAUAAUGUUAAUAAUAAUAAUAUAAAUAAUAAUCGUUACAUAUAUGAUCGUGUUCUUAAAAGAACUGAAAAAUAAUAUUACAAAUACUCGAAUAAGUAAACGCGAUGAUCUCAUGCGUGUAUUUAAGAAUUCAAGGUGUGUUCUUGACACGUUAUAAGAAAUAAUUAAAAAAAAAAAAAAAGCGAAAUCAUUGUUUUGUCUUAAUGUUUAAAAAUCAACGUUGAAAGAAACUUGACAAGUGACAAUCAUUCCACCAAAGUCACUGUCACUGUACUAUACCAUCUCUGAUUCUCUCUCUCUCUCUCUCUCUCUUUCUCUCAAAUAAAUUAUUGUAUUAAUUAUUGAAUCAUUCGCAAAUGUUGUGUCUUUCGGUAAACAUAUUUAAUAUACGCAUACAAUUUUAUUUAUUUAUUUAUAAAUAUACAUAUAUAUAUAAUAUAGUUUGAUCACUCAAGAAUUUUUGACUCUCUCACACCCUGUAUAUACUUUUUUAAGAUUUAAGUUUUAAGAUAAGAAAGAAGAUUAAAGAAAAAAAA